Neurospora tetrasperma FGSC 2508 is the source of this 1343-nucleotide messenger RNA. RefSeq lists its product as uncharacterized. The coding region runs from base 1 to 1230 and encodes 409 amino acids. The transcript has 2 exons. Lineage: Eukaryota; Fungi; Ascomycota; Sordariomycetes; Sordariales; Sordariaceae. The record is from RefSeq and is a predicted model, not a curated record.
AUGGAUUCCAGCGAUGCCUUCUCGCAGCACACCGUCGGCGAUGAGGCGUCGCAGCGCCCGCGCCGCAUGUCGAUGGAGGAGGAUUUGUUCUAUCGGGACCUCAUGACCUCACGACCGGCGAACCCACCUAGUUAUGAGACGGCCAUGAAGUCCGCCAUGGCCGCGCAAAGGCGCGCACUGGCCGCGGCGCAGCAGGGUUCGAAGCCGGUCGCUCCUCCAGAAGAUGUGCUGCCCAAGUACUCAUGUGAUGUGAUUGCGGAAGGCGUGUUUAUGAGGAAGAUGGAAAUCGAGCAUACGAUCAAACGCGCCGAGGUUCGCAAUUGGCAGAUGGUUUACGUCGAGCUGAGGGGGACUGCACUCAACAUCUACUCGGUUAAGAAGGAACGAACAUGGUUUUCAUCGAGACCGGACGGCCCCGAUAUCUCGCCAGAUAGUCCUCCAUGGGUCAAGAAGGGUUCUUUGGAAAAGAGUUACAGUCUACAGCAUGCGGAUGCCGGAAUUGCCGCAGAUUACAGAAAGCGGCGCCAUGUCAUCCGUUUACGAGCAGAAACGGAUCAAUUUCUACUAUCAUGUGUCGAGCUCAAGACCUUUGUCAAGUGGCUUGAUUGCAUCUUUGCCGCUAUCAACAUCGCGGCACCUAUCGAUGAGCGAGACUUCCCUCGGGAUCAAAGUAUACCGCGACUUCAAAGGAUACGAUGGCUUCGGGGGGAAAGGCCGACUCCCGAAGACAACAUCAGCGGCUUUCAAAGGUUGAACGAGAGGAGGCAAAGUACUGCGUCAAGUAGGAGUGGUGAGGAGGAUGAGGAAAACGACAGAAACGGGAUAAACAGUACAGCACGGCCACCAACGAUACACGAAGAAGAGAACGAGCGCGGAAGCCAGGGGCAGAACGACUUUGCAGCAUUUGGGCGAGGAGGCAUCGGUCAACAUCCGAUAGUAGGCCGGCUAUCGACAACAUCGUAUCCGAACGAGAAUGUCGACCCAGACACGGGAAAAUGGCGGCCGAGACAAAUAUGGACCGAGACGCACGAUCAUCUUUACGCUAAGCUCUGUUAUUCGGUCUUGCUGUUCAAGAGUCCACGGAAAAGCAACUACAUCAUCUCCAACGGCAAGCGAUGGUACGUGGACUGGGCCACAGGGCGGAUGGUACGCGUGCUACCUCCAGCAUACGGAGAGGUCGACUUAUUCGGCCCAUGGCAGAUCAUUCGGGCGGAAAACAGACUUCUCUGAAAGGUCAUCGAAACGAAAAAAUUGGGGGAUGCGGGCCCGGUCGCCGUAUCGGGCUUGGUUGUUGUUGUGAUAUUGCCUUACUUUUAUCAUAUACCCAUUUCCUUUGUGACUUU